Aegilops tauschii subsp. strangulata is the source of this 906-nucleotide messenger RNA. Lineage: Eukaryota; Viridiplantae; Streptophyta; Magnoliopsida; Poales; Poaceae. The record is from RefSeq and is a predicted model, not a curated record.
AUGAAAGCACAAUGGGAUAAUGUGGGUCUUAGAACUUUCAUUGACAUUUGUGUGGAAGAAGUGAAUGCCACUAACCGUGGCAAAGAACGAACAUUGACACCACCUGGAUAUGACAAUGUGGUAAGAAAGUUUUUUGAGCGCACGAGGAGAGAAUAUACACGAAAGCAAUUCAAGAAUAAGUGGGAUGUGCUGAAAAAAGAGUAUGCUGUUUGGAAGACAUUAACCCAAAAGGCAUCAGGCAUUGGGUUUGAUCCUGUUACCAAGACCAUUGCGGCUAGUGAUGAAUGGUGGGGAAAUGAGAUACUUAGAAAUGAACUUGCCGCCAAGUUUCGAUUUGCACCACUAGAGGACGAGAUCAAACUGAGUGCUAUAUUUGAUGAUGUCAGUGUGACAAAUGAGUAUGCGAGGGCGGCACCUCCCUCAUCUCAAGUUGGUGCCUCUCAAAUUCACAUUGAUGAUGAUGAUGGGGCAGGUUCAAGAUGUGAAGUAGAUGCUACUCAUGUGACACUAACAAAGCUAAAGAGGGAGACUAGCCGCAAUUCGGCGACAUCUGAAAUGAAGGAGGAUCCUGUGAGAGAUGAGAUUAAGGAGAUGAAGGACAUGGUGGUGAAUGAUGGAGGUAAACCUGGAAGUGAAGUGUAUUUCCAUGCUCUAGAACUCUUUACGAAGAAGAAACAUCGUGAUGUCUUCAGUGCACUAAAGGAGGAAGAUUCAAGUAUGGACAUCUCUGUUCAGGAGGAAGAGGAGGAGGAACUUGAUUUUUGCGUUGUUGCAAUGGCAUAUUAUCUUCUAAACAAAGCGAGGCUGCCAUAUGGACCUAGAAGAGCACCAAUGAUGAUGGGAUUGCAGUGGGUGGAAGAGAAGGAGAAGCAACCACAAAUAUUCUACUCUAUGUUCAGGAUGUGA